Molecule: messenger RNA, 858 nt
Organism: Oreochromis aureus
Lineage: Eukaryota; Metazoa; Chordata; Actinopteri; Cichliformes; Cichlidae
Product: OX-2 membrane glycoprotein-like
Exons: 5
Coding region: 1-858 (285 amino acids)
Molecular function (GO): cell-cell adhesion mediator activity
Source: RefSeq, a predicted model, not a curated record
AUGUUUUGUGCAGCUCUAACAGCAGUGAUCCAAACACAGCAGACUGUGCUGGCAGCAGUGGGAGAAGAUGCUGAAUUCAGCUGUCAGCUCUUGGAGAAUAAAGACGUCCUUCAGGUCACAUGGCAGAAAAUCUCAGCUGGUGGAGAGACAAAUGUUGCCACCUACAACAAGUACUUUGGUCAGAGAGUGAAUGAUGGCUUUACAGAUAAAGUUGAGUUCAAAUAUACUGGACUACAGAACUGCUCCAUAGUCAUCAGGAAUGUGACGGUGCAGGAUGAAGGAUGCUAUCGCUGUCUGUUUAACACUUAUCCUGAAGGUGCCUUCACUGGUAGAACCUGCCUCCAAGUCUAUGAGCUGCAUGAACCUGUUGUUGAUGUCAGAGAGUCAAACUCUACUGAAGAGUGGGUUGUUUCCUGUUCAGCCACUGGUCAACCUGCUCCCACUGUAACACUCAGUGUCUCACAACAAGACCUCAACUUCUCACAGUACAACACUGUCAGUGUGUCCAACACCAACACUACAUUCACUGUCACCACUACAGCUGUGCUCUCAGGUUCACGUAACAACAGCACACAGGUGGGAUGUGCAGCACGAGUGCUCUCUGCUCCUCACAGAGAGGUGAUGGUGAUGAUUCCUGAUGAUGAUGAUGAUGGUGUAGAUGAGAACUCUGGAUCUAAACACAGAAAUUUAGCAAUCAGGAUUUUAGUCAUUCUGUCCUCUGUGUUGCUGGUUGCCUUUAGUUGUGUUUCUGCAGUCAUCUUUGUCCAUCAUAGAAAGAAAUCUCAGAGCAGGCUUUCACAUGGGAAUUUCAAGAUUAAUGAGACACCUGAAGCUAAUGCCAGAGACAGUCAGGAGUAA